ACAUGUCACCUUCUGAUGAGAAUGUGAUGGCACACAGGAGACCUAGCGGUGCCGUGGUUCAAGUGCAGUAUUGGAGGCAAACUCUGCCCAUAGCCUGGAGCUCAAUCUUGACAGGGCUCAAGAUUAAUUCAGCCUUCCAUCCUUCCAAGGUCUGUAAAGUGAGGACCCAGACUGUUGGGGGCAAGAUGCAAAUAAAGCUUGCGUUGUAAACCAUCCAGAGAGUGCUGUAAAGUGUUAUGGGGUGGUACAUAUUUUUAUUUAUUUUAUUUAUUUAUUUGUCAAUCAUAUAUAAUAGGUAAAAGUAUGAACAUAAUUUGGACACAUGAAAAGAGUAAGUAAAAAGGAAUAUUAGGACAGGGACGCUAGGCACGCAGGUGCACUUAUGCACGCCUAUUAGCCUAAAUGCUAAUGCUAAAGGUUAUUGCUUUCUUUAGAAACUUUUUCAACUGCUCCCUCCUUCUUUAAAACCAUGAAAACCUUUGCUAGACUUUAGGAAAGUGAUUAAAACCUGCCUUUUCUACCAGUGUCUGGUGAUAGGUGUGUUAUGAAGUGAUCCCACUGCGAAUGUAGGAUAUAGAUAUAGAUAUUUUGUUUAUUGUUCCUGGCACAGAAUUAUGGAUUAUUGAUUAAUUGUUAUAUGUAUGAUAAAUCUCAUUUUAUAGAAUAGGGUAUGUGUGCUGCUUAGAGUUGGUUAUAUGGGAGCAACAUAAAAGCCCAGCAAAAUAAUGAAAUAAACCUAUAAAUUUUGAGUACAUAGCAGGGGUCCCCAACCCCCUGUCUGUGGCAUACCAGAAACCAGGCAGCACAAACAAGUGAAACCCCAUCAGUGGGAUGCAGGCAGCACACGAGCCCCCUCCAGUCCAAGAAAAAACCUCUCUCCACAGAAUUGGUCCCUGGUGCCCAAAAGGUUAGGGGCUGCUGGUUUAUAGUAUUGGCUAGUGUAAGCCAAUAGUUUCAGACAAGAGAUGCAUCAAGUUGUAUAGCUUUAUAAGGAAUAUGUUGGAGAAAAUGGACCUUUGCUUUGGUCGAGCAAGAGAAGGAGGCUUUAAAAAGGUAAGAAGAUCUCCAGAUGAAUCCACUCUUACAUGAUGCAUAAGAAGCUCAACAUGUUUUGUUGGCCCGAGACCAAGCUAUUAUUUUAGAAAGGCAUUGAGGCAUUGUGUACUCCCCACUGUUUGUUCAAAAGGCAUUCCCAGGGGAUUUGUGCUCUCUUGUUUCAUGAGCCUCCACAUUGUUGAUGCUGACUGACGUUGAAGCACACCAGCUGGCCAUGUCCAUCACCGCAGCCAAGUCGGAGGAUUCCUGCUUAUACUUAGAACCCACGAGUCAGUGUCUGAGCAGAACUUUGCAACAAACCAUGCUUUAAAACUAAGCAACCAAGAAGAAAAAUGCCUAUCUUUGGCUAAAGGGGACAAUCCUUUCCUCAACCCGUCUCCGGAUAAAUCAUGAAACAUUGGCUAAACAUUUCUCUUAUACAGAUCUUCACCCUGGCUGCCUUCGGCUUGACAGAGAAGCUCCCUAAAGCUCCAAUCGUCACCACUCCUCUUGAGACUGUGGAUGCGCUGGUUGAAGAGGCAGCCACCUUUGUGUGUGUCGUAAAAUCUUUUCCCCAGGCAGAGAUUACCUGGACACGUAAUAACAUUCCUAUCAGAUUUUUUGAUACUAGGUAUGCCAUACGAGAAAAUGGCCAACUCCUAACUAUUCUGAGUGUGGAAGACAGUGAUGAUGGGAUAUAUUGUUGUACUGCAAACAACGGGGUAGGAAUAGAAGCAGAAAGCUGUGGGGCAUUACAAGUGAAAAUGAAACCGAAAAUAACCCGUCCACCUUCAAAUCUGAAAAUCAUUGAAGGAUUGAAGGCUGUUUUCCCAUGCACUACAAUGGGAAACCCCAAGCCUUCAGUUUCCUGGAUCAAAGGAGAAAAUGUGAUAAAGGAAAAUUCUCGAAUUGCUAUUCUUGAAUCAGGCAGUUUAAGGAUUCAUAAUGUGCAGAAGGAAGAUGGUGGACACUACCGCUGUGUGGCAAAGAACAGCCUCGGGACAGCCUACUCUAAACCUGUAAUUCUGGAAGUGGAAGUUUUUGCUCGAAUUCUGAAGGCUCCUGAAUCCUAUAACGUCAGCUUUGGCUCUGUGGUAACCCUGCAAUGUGUAGCAACAGGCAUUCCAACUCCUACAAUAACAUGGCUUGAAAAUGGAAAAGCUGUGUCAGCUGGAUCCAUUGUAGAAACAGUAGAAGACAAAAUGAUUGAUUCCCGGCUGCAGGUUUAUGUCACUCGGCCAGGUUUAUUCACCUGUAUAGCCACUAAUAAGCACAGUGAGACUUACGGCACUGCAAAAGCUGCAGCAACUAUUAAUGUUUCAGAAUGGAGCAAAGUCUACAAAGGUGAUGCAGGCUACUGCAGUUCAUAUCGGGGAGAGGUGUGUAGUGCUUUGUUGGCAAAGGAUGCAUUUGUUUUCUUUAAUACUUCCUAUGGAGAUCCGGAGGAGACUCAGGAACUGCUUGUUCGCACAGCCUGGGCUGAGCUGAAAACCGUGAAUCCGUUUUGCCGUCCAGCUGCUGAGUCGCUGCUGUGUCAUUACAUCUUCCAGGAGUGCAACCCCUCCAGGAUUGGACCUGCUCCAAAACCUGUUUGCAGAGAGCAUUGCCUUGCUGUAAAGGAUCUCUACUGCUUUAAGGAAUGGCUUGCGAUGGAAGAAAAUGCCCGCAAAGGCAUUUACAAGCCGGCACUGAUGUUGCUUACUUUGCCAGAGUGUAACAGACUUCCCAGCAUGCACCAGGAACCCACUGUCUGCACCAAGAUCCCACAUUUUGAUCUGAAAAAAGAAGGCACAACAAAAACUUGUUACAAAGGGAAUGGGGUGACAUAUGAAGGUUCGGUGAAUGUCACAGCUUCUGGCAUUCCUUGUCAGAAGUGGAGUGCACAGGUUCCUCAUGCACAUAGAAAAACACCUGAGAUUUUCCCAGACCUCUUCAAUGCAAUCAAUUAUUGUCGUAAUCCAGGGGGAGAAAAUGCGCGGCCCUGGUGUUAUACAAGAGAUCCUUCUAUCCCGUGGGAAUACUGCCACGUACCUCAGUGUGAAGAUGAUUCCUUGACACUAGGAACAACAAAGUUGAGUACAACAUCUCCACAUUUCCCUUUCUUCUCCUCUCUCUCUUCUACCUACUCCAUGACUGUCAUCAUCUCUGUCAUCUCCAGCUUUGCAAUGGUCAUCAUUCUCAUUAUUACAGUUCUUGUUUGUUGUCGGAGACGCAAGCAAUGGAAAAACAAAACCAGAGAAUUUGCACCACCAGCUCUGACAACUCUUCCUUCAGAGCUCUUGUUGGACAGGCUGCACCCCAAUCCUAUGUACCAACGCAUGCCUCUACUUUUGAAUCCCAAAUUAUUCAGUUUGGAAUAUCCGCGAAAUAAUAUUGAAUAUGUGAGAGAUAUUGGGGAAGGUGCUUUUGGUCGUGUCUUUCAAGCCAGGGCUCCUGGACUGCUUCCUUAUGAACCCUUCACAAUGGUUGCAGUGAAGAUGCUCAAAGAAGAAGCCUCAGCAGACAUGCAGGCCGAUUUUCAAAGAGAGGCAGCUCUCAUGGCUGAAUUCGACAAUCCAAACAUUGUCAAACUUUUAGGGGUAUGUGCUAUCGGAAAGCCCAUGUGUCUGCUUUUCGAAUAUAUGGCGUUCGGAGACCUGAAUGAAUACCUGCGUAACCGAUCACCACGCAGCCUCUGUAACCCAAACAACAACAACUUUGAGCCAAAGAUCAGACCCUCCAGUCCUAACAUGCUCACUCUUUCGUGCACUGACCAGCUCUGCAUCGCCAAACAAGUAGCAGCCGGGAUGGCCUAUCUUUCAGAACGCAAGUUUGUGCACCGGGACCUGGCCACCAGAAACUGUUUGGUCGGAGAAAACAUGGUGGUUAAAAUUGCCGACUUUGGCCUCUCCAGAAAUAUGUACUCUGCAGACUAUUACAAGGCCAACGAAAACGACGCCAUCCCCAUCCGUUGGAUGCCCCCUGAAUCUAUCUUCUACAACCGUUAUACCACGGAGUCUGAUGUCUGGGCCUACGGGGUGGUCCUGUGGGAAAUUUUCGCCUUUGGCAUGCAACCCUAUUAUGGGAUGGCUCACGAGGAAGUCAUUUAUUAUGUAAGAGAUGGAAAUAUCCUGUCGUGCCCAGAUAACUGCCCUUUGGAGCUGUACAACCUGAUGCGCCUUUGUUGGAGCAAGUUGCCUUCGGAUAGGCCGAGCUUCGCGGGCAUCCAUCGUAUUCUAGAGCGAAUGUAUGAGAGGGCAAUGGCUGCUGAACAGGUGUGAACUGUUCUCUGAAGCAAGGGACUCUCAAACUGAACCCUUCGGGUGUAUUGGAUAACAAAUCUGAGAAUUCCCAGACAGACUACUGUAGCGCUAUGCCUGGGAGGGGGGGUGGAAUUGGGUUGGGAAAGACCAUUCUUGAAGGCAGCAUGUCCUUUCUUCUUCCCUGAAUGUUUACACUUGGAAAAAGAAAGAACUUGCACUUACCACAUCAUCCGUCUUUGUCAUUAUGAUUCAGGCAAUGUUUCCCACAGGAAAGUGAAGCAGGGUCCAAAAGAGACAUCGUUGCAACUGGUUUUUUGUUUUUUUUUAUAAAUAACUCAUGAUCUACGUAUCAUUUUUAGUUUUAAAACUUUCAAAUAAAACUUUUUGCCGUGCCUCGGAAUCCAACCUGUCUAGAAAAGACAUCAAAACGGAUUUGAAAAACAAAAUAACAGUCGGCUAAGUCAGUAGCAGAACCUCAAGUACAAUAUGAGCUGAAAUAACAGACAAGCCUCAGGUGUCUCAGGUUUCAGACUGUUUCUGAAAACCCAACUCCAAACAAUUUCGAGAAUAUCACUGUUGAUUUUACACAGCUGUCUCUCUGUAUAUAGUUAUUUUACCUGAAUCUGAGUGUUCUCUGAUCCAGCUUUGUGACCUAUUCUGACUGAAAGGGCCUUUGGACAGUGAUCUUUCCUGUUCUCUAUUAGAUUGUUUAAUUGACGACAUGAGGGAUUGUAUUCGAGACCACUACCGUACCAUGGAAAUGAAAGGUUCCAUCACUGAAUGAUUUCUUAGAGCAGAUGCAGGGAAGGCUGUUCUAGUGGAAUUAGAUGAAUACCACAGCUAUAGCUGGGAGGUUGGAAUGAAAAUGGAAGACAUUGUGCAGAUCAAGUAGAAUCUUUGUUUAUGAAACAAAAAAAUAAAUCUGUUUGGAGAUGGGAAAACAAUUGUGCAGUGGAAGUGAGAGUUUGCACAAAAGGUCCUGUUUUUAAUUCAUGAUCUAGUGAUUUGAGGAGAUGAACUAGUUGGUCAAAUUCAGGGUGCAUUCUAAUAUCCGCUGCUCCACCCUGCCAAGUCUUCUAAUUUGACCUUUCACAGAGAUAGGAAUUGAAUGAGUGUUAGUGGUUAUACCAAACAGUGGUUUCUAUUAUUGCCAAUUUUAGUUUAACUAUCAUUCUAACAGAUAUUUUAAUUCAAGGAACAGUGGUUGCUGAGUCAAAUGAUUGACUGGUUAUGUGCCAGCAGAUAAGUGUUAACUUUUAGCAGCCAUAUAGAUAGAUUUUCCUCCCCAUGAUGAUCUAUCCCUAAUAGGAUCCCUUCAGAGCUUUUAGUGAUGCAUCCAUUGCCACUGUAAUUGUCCUUGUUGCUGAUCAUUCACCUUUUCCCUUUCCUUAACUUUUCCCAGCACAAUAGACUUCUCAAAAGAGCUAGUUCUUAUUAAAAACUUUCCAAAAGAUGAUAAUUUGAACCUACUCAUUUCAACUGCAGGUGAAAUCAAUUUGUUCUAUGAUGAAUAUCUUUGUUUUUUUGAUGGUCCAGGUAUUUUCAGGAUUAUUCCCCAGCACCAAAGUUCAAAAAACAUCAAAACACCCUUUCUAUUCUGCUUCUUCAAGAUCCAACUUUCUUUUCCAUAAAGAGUCUACGGAGAUUCUCAGUCAUCCAGGUCAUGGUUGUCCCAAAGAUGCUUUUUCAAGAGGCAACUUGACUUUCUUUGAAGACAUUUUGCUUCUCAUCCAAGAAGCUUUUUCAGGGAAUACUAUUUCUUGCCCUUUUCUGAUAUUUCUAGUUGUAGACUUUUUAUGAUAUCUGAACAUUUUUUCCAAAGCUUUCAUGGUUGCUUUACCAAGCGCUAAUCUCUAACCUAUUUCUUGACUGUUUAUUCCUUUACUGUUGAUGGUUGAUCCUAAAAGGAAGAAACUAUCCACCACUUUUUAUAUCUUUGUUGCCAAUUCUAAGGCUAAUAGUUCUAUUCGUACCAUGGGUUUUUUUUUUGUUCUGCAGUUAAUUUUAGUUCAUUGUUUUCAUUAAGUUGAAAACUAAUGGAGGCAGGAAAGAGGCAACAAUAGAUUCUUCUUCUAAUCAUGUUUCCAUACAUUCUCACACCCAUUCUGUACCCUAGUGGUGAAAUUCAAAUUUUUUUAGUACUGGUUCUGUGGGUGUGGCUUGGUGGGCGUUGCAGGGGAAGGAUACUGCAAAAUCCCCAUUCCCUCCCCACUCCUGGGGAAAGGAUAUUGCAAAAUCUCCAUUCCCACCCCACUCUGGGGCCAACCAGAGGUGGUAUUUGCCGGUUCUCCGAACUACUCAAAAUUUCUGCUACUGGUUUUCCAGAACCUAUCAGAACCUGCUGGAUUUCAGCCCUGCUGUACCCCAAAUUCAUCUUCUUAAAGGACAGUUUGUUUAAAGCUGGAUUCAGCAGGAGGUCUUGCUAUUAUACAUUAAGAGAAUUUAGAAACAACUGGUUGCAUUUUCUCUGUCUGCGAUACCUCACAAAGCUGCCUAUUACCAGCUCCUUAUUUUCCUCACUGAAUCCUAUAUAUGGCUCACAAACUUCUAGGACCAAAAACAAACACCUAGAUUAUCUGGCCAUAAUGCCACAUCUCUUGAUGGAUGGAUUUCUUAACCAAGCAUCAAUGCCCUGUUGGAGGUUUUAUUAAGAAUGGUGUCAUACAAGUGGUGAAAGGUAAAUAAAUGUUUUCACAGCCUUUUUUCUUAAUAAAGCCUUCAUUGGUAUACUGUGAGUUGGCCUCAUCCUGGUGACUUUUGGCGGUGAUGUAGUGGUAGAGUUGAAAAGAAACAUGGCUCUUUCCAGCCUAGCAUUCCAACCUUUGUGGGAUUAGUGGGAAAUAGAGAGUCAAAGUCUAUGAUGCUUAGUAGCUUGUGGUUGCAAAGCAAAGGAGCAUAUGUUCCUCUAACUGGGGAACACCAGUUCUCAGGUAACUGGUCCAGUAUAUCUGCAGAGCUCCAGGUUAGGAAAGGCUGCUGAAAUCCUUUCUUGCAAAUAGGUAAGAGGGAAUAAACAAAGACAAAUCUUGUUUUAUAUUUUUCAGUGGUAAAUACUAUUAUAAGUAUAGAUUGGGAGCUAUUAUUUUGAUUAAAUACUGUAUUGGUUUCAGAAAUUUUAAUUGGUUUAUCCAAAAAUAAUGUAAAAUACAACAGAAAAUAGUAGGAAAGCAAGGGAGGGAAACGUGUAGGGCAAGGGAAGAAAGAAAGAAAAGGUGUUGAAUUCUGACUCCUUUUGGUGCAGUAGAAUAAGAUAAUAGCAUCAAACCUCAACUUUUUACUUUUAUAUAAUCAUAUAGACUAGCCAUUUCUAAAACAACAAACCUAUCUAAUUGGCAAAAGCGAAAAUCAAAGCUUCAUUUUUUUCCGCCUCAAGCACAAAGUCCAAAAGCAGUUUCCAAGUAGAAACAAAAUUAAUUAUGUUCUUUUCUUUAAUCAGAGCAGUCAAUUUGGCCAUCUCUGCUAGCUCCAUCAACUUUUGCAGCCAUUCAUCCAUUGCAGGAGUCAAAGAGUCCUUCCAUUUUUGUGCAUAAAGUAAUCUUUAUGAUUACUCUGUGGCUCAGACUGCUAAGACAGGCUGUUAUUAACACAGCUGCUUGCAAUUACUGCAGGUUCUAGUCCCACCAGGCCCAAGGUUGACUCAGCCUUCCAUCCUUUAUAAGGUAGGUAAAAUGAGGACCCAGAUUGUUGGGGGCAAUAAGUUGACUUUGUAUAUAAAUAUACAAAUAGGAUGAAGACUAUUGCUAACAUAGUGUAAGCCGCCCUGAGUCUUCGGAGAAGGGCGGGAUAUAAAUGCAUAUAAAAAAAUAAAAUUAAAAAAUCUUGCUGCCAUCAACAAACAGUAUAUAACAUCAAAGUACCAUUUUUUAUUCCAAAAUCUUUUUCCUUUAAACCCAAAAGAAAAGCCUCUGGUUUUAUCUUCAUAUUCACUUUAACAAUCUUCUGUAUUAAGAUGUGACUCCUACUCCAAUAUUUCUUUGCUUUGUCACAUGUCCACCAGAUUAAAUACUGUCUCAAGGGGAGUUUAAGUUGCCUUUCUAUUGCCCUUUUAUAGUUUUCUCUCUUUGGGGUUUGAAUAUUUGAAUAUAUCUCAUGUUAUGUUCCCGCCCAUGUCAUUUGAACUCGUAAUGGUAGGUGCAGUUUCAUUUCAUAGACUAGAUUAUUGCUGUUUUACUGAUAAUAUAUCAGGUUUCUAAAUUAAGAUAUCAGUGCAGUUAACCAAAGCACAUCCCAAAACAAGAAAUUUAAAGUUUAUGCUUGGAUUUAAAUACUGGAUGGGGAAUCCAAGCGGAAUCCAGAAAGGGUCAAUUGACAUGUUUCGUGGUGAAUCUAAGUCAUAACAAUCAAUAUUUGUUACUUUUGUAUAACCAGAUAUCAUGCAAAUCAAACAGUGACUGACAAAUCAGAAACAACUACUCAUAGAAAUUGGUCAUUGUCCUCUGCUAUUUUGUUUAAAUACAAAUGCAAAGGAUCUCACAAGCAUUUCAGGCAGCUGGGAUGGACACAUUUAUACAAUAAGAUCAGAAUUUUCAAAAGCCAAAGUCUAGAGCAGGGGUCAGCAACCUGCAGCUCUGGAGCCACAUGUGGCUCUUUCACCCCUCUGCUGUGGCUCCCUGUCACUCAAAAUAUGCGUCACAAUGUGCGAUACCUGCCGGCACGUGAUUUAUUGAGCUUUUCAACUCCCAGUAGGCCACCCAGGGAUAAAUCCAAGAAAACAAAAAUUUCAGAAGAAAACUGAAUGCUUAAUUCAACUACAUAUGCUAGUUUUGUGGCCGCUCAAGAAAUAAUCAAGCAUGGGAAGGGUUUUGUGGCUCCUAUUUUCUUUUCUGUGGGAAACAGGUCCAAAUGGCUCUUUGAGUGUUUAAGGUUGCAGACCACUGGUCUAGAGUAAUUAGGGCUUUUUGUAUUUCAUUAACUGGGACUUGAAUGGGGAGGUUCAAGGUUUCCUUUUUCCAUAGCUUUGCCUACCAUUGCAAAGAUGCCAUAUCAAGGGUUAAUUCUGGAAAUCAAUGUAUGCAAUGUAUAAACCUGUUUCUAGUUUUAUAACUUUUGUUUCACAAAAUAUAGAAAUAAACUUUAUUUUACAUUGAUACUGGAGACU
Messenger RNA from Ahaetulla prasina, 9375 nucleotides. It is a transcript of the gene MUSK, whose product is annotated as muscle associated receptor tyrosine kinase. Gene Ontology annotation, biological process: protein phosphorylation; cell surface receptor protein tyrosine kinase signaling pathway; positive regulation of kinase activity. Lineage: Eukaryota; Metazoa; Chordata; Lepidosauria; Squamata; Colubridae. Bases 1446 to 4295 code for a protein of 949 amino acids. The record is from RefSeq and is a predicted model, not a curated record. Gene Ontology annotation, molecular function: protein binding; transmembrane receptor protein tyrosine kinase activity; ATP binding. The transcript is spliced from 17 exons. Gene Ontology annotation, cellular component: signaling receptor complex.